Molecule: messenger RNA, 1758 nt
Organism: Chaetomium globosum CBS 148.51
Lineage: Eukaryota; Fungi; Ascomycota; Sordariomycetes; Sordariales; Chaetomiaceae
Exons: 3
Coding region: 1-1758 (585 amino acids)
Biological process (GO): proteolysis
Molecular function (GO): serine-type endopeptidase activity
Source: RefSeq, a predicted model, not a curated record
AUGCAUUUCUUUGCCAUUGUCGGUCUUGCGGCUGCAAUCGCGUCGCCGCUUGCUUCAGGGGCGGUAACGCCACCGGCUCCGAACCUCGCGCGCCCCCCUCUCCCUCCUAUCCCCGUCCGGCCCAGGUCGGCUUCCGCCGUUGUGCUAGCCAAGAACAAUGAGGUUCCGGAGGAUCUCGUCAUCCCCGAUACCUACAUCAUCAGAUACAAGCCCAGCCUCGAUGUUCUCAGAAGACUUCAACACGAGGAGGACAUCGACAGGAUGGCCAAGAAGGAUGAGAAGAGGGGCAUCUUUGACCGAUUUGAUAUCCCGGGUCUGCAGGGUUAUGUGGCCGAGAUUUCACCAUCGGAACUCAAGAAUCUCACUGAGUGCGACUUGAAAGACACCAUCAUCAAGACCACAGCCGUGGCCGCGAGCCCAGCACUCGCCAAGCGUACUAUGGUCAAACAGUACAACGCCCCUUGGGGCCUCGCCCGCAUCUCUCACUAUAGCCGACACCGCCGGGACUAUGUCUAUAGCGAUACCGCCGGCACUGGCACCGUCGUCUACGUAGUCGACACGGGCAUCCGCACCAGCCACGCUGAUUUCAACGGCCGCGCCAUCUGGGGUGCCAACUUCCUUGCCGAGACCUCUGACUCGGACGAAGACGGCCACGGAACCCACGUUGCAGCCAUCAUCGCCGGCAGCACGUACGGCGUAGCCAAGAACGCGACCGUCAUUGCCGUCAAGGUGCUCGACAAGACCGGCUCGGGGAGCAUGUCCGGGCUGCUGCAGGGUCUGAACUGGGCGGUGGACGACGCUAGAAGACGCGGCGUGGUGUCCAGGACGGUCAUCAACCUGUCCGUGGCGGGGACCUACACGCAGUCGGUCAACGACGCGAUCAAGAUCGCGACGGAUGCCGGGAUUACGGUUGUGGCGGCUGCCGGGAACAAGAACGACGAUGUGGCGAACUGGUCACCGGGGUCUGCUCCGACGGCGAUCACGGUUGGGGCCAUCGAUGAGGAUGACCGGCGUGGGGAGUUCUCGAACUGGGGGCCCGGCGUGGAUAUCUUUGCCCCUGGCGUCAGCAUCAACAGCGCGUACAACACCGGUGACUAUGAAACGGCAUGGCUGAGCGGGACCAGCAUGGCGACACCGCACGUUGCGGGACUGGCCGCGUAUUUCAUGGCCAGGGAAGGGCUCUCGGGGAGUGAGGUGACGGAACGAAUCUUGGGUGCUGCUAAUAAGGGGGUUGCCGACAGACACGAGGGUGCGGACAGAAUUGCAACCCCCUUCGAGAUCUUCAUAUCCUCAUUAUCCCUCCUCUUCCUCUCCAUCUCCGCCACCAGCGUAACCACCACCUCCCCAAACUGCCCAUCCGUCAACCCUUCCCUCAGCACCACCAACCGCCCCUCAUUCCGGCUCGUCCCACCCCCCGCCUCGGCCCCAUCCCUGGCCACAAACCUCGCCACAUACCCACCCACUCCCCCAUCCUCCACCAGCACCAACGCCCCCUCCUCCACCACCCACUUCAACCUGCCCUGCGCACCCGCCCCCAGCCCCGUGCAGCUCACAAACUUCUUGCGGAACCGAUACCGCCCCCCGCCCACAUCCCCACCCACGCCCCCCACUGCCCGUGCAGAUACGCCUUCUACCCUUGUCCGUCGUCAGGCUGUGGAACCAGCGCCCCGCCCAGGCUCCGGCCCGCUGCCGUCGCCGCCGCGGGUGGAUGGUCAGCUGCGGGGUGAGGGAGAGGGGAGGACGGGUAGAGGAUGGUGA